Manihot esculenta (cassava) is the source of this 1703-nucleotide messenger RNA. Its product is annotated as 1-aminocyclopropane-1-carboxylate synthase. The record is from RefSeq and is a predicted model, not a curated record. Gene Ontology annotation, biological process: amino acid metabolic process; biosynthetic process. The transcript is spliced from 4 exons. Lineage: Eukaryota; Viridiplantae; Streptophyta; Magnoliopsida; Malpighiales; Euphorbiaceae. Gene Ontology annotation, molecular function: transaminase activity; pyridoxal phosphate binding. Bases 126 to 1568 code for a protein of 480 amino acids.
UCUUCAAGGCCAUAUAGCGCAAGCUCUUACGCCUGCUUCAAGAGACACUCUCUAGAUUUCGCUACAUACAAAUACUUUAUAUCUCUUUGCGAAUUUCAAGGUCACCUUCUUCAGCAGACAAAAACAUGGCGUUCAAGUUGAACAAUCAGUUGUUGUCAAAGAUAGCAACCGGUAAAGGUCACGGUGAAGACUCACCAUAUUUUGAUGGAUGGAAGGCUUAUGACAAAGAUCCAUAUCAUGCCACCGAGAAUCCAAAUGGAGUUAUUCAGAUGGGUCUUGCAGAGAAUCAGCUUUGCUUCGAUUUGAUUCAAGAAUGGGUGAAGAACAAUCCGAAAGCUUCCAUUUGCACUCCUGAAGGAGCAGAGGAGUUCAGGGAGAUAGCUAUCUUUCAAGAUUACCAUGGCUUGUCAGAGUUUAGAAAUGCUGUUGCAAAGUUCAUGGCCAAGGUUAGAGGAGAUAGAGUAACGUUUGACCCUGACCGCAUUGUUAUGAGCGGAGGAGCCACCGGAGCUCAUGAAAUGAUCGCCUUCUGCUUGGCUGAUCCCGGCGACGCUUUUUUGGUGCCUACUCCUUAUUAUCCAGGAUUUGAUCGAGACUUGAGAUGGAGAACAGGAGUUCAACUUAUCCCAGUUGACUGUGAAAGCUCUAACCACUUCAAGGUAACAAGAGAAGCCUUGGAAUACGCUUAUGAGACGGCACAAUCAGAUAACAUCACAGUAAAGGGCUUGCUCAUAACCAAUCCAUCAAAUCCUUUAGGUACAAUCUUAGACAGGGAAACUUUAAAAAGUAUUGUGAGCUUCAUCAAUGAGAAGAACAUCCAUUUAGUCUGCGAUGAGAUUUACGCAGCCACAGUUUUCAGCCAGCCUGAUUUUGUUAGCAUUUCAGAGAUAAUAGAAGAAGAGGAGUGCAAUAUUGAUCUCAUCCACAUAGUUUACAGCCUCUCCAAGGACAUGGGGUUCCCUGGAUUUAGAAUAGGCAUUGUUUACUCUUACAAUGAUGCAGUUGUGAGCUGUGCUCGCAAAAUGUCGAGCUUCGGAUUAGUAUCAUCGCAGACUCAAUACAUGAUUGCUUCAAUGUUAUCGGAUGAUGGAUUUGUGGAAGACUUCAUCACGCAAAGCAAGAAGCGAUUAGCUACAAGGUAUAGUAACUUCACCAAUGGACUAGCUCAAGUAGGGAUCAAGUGUUUGAAGACGAGCAAUGCAGGCCUGUUCGUAUGGAUGGAUUUGCGUAAGCUUCUCAAGGAGCACACAGUAGAAGGAGAGACAGCACUGUGGCGGGUGAUAAUCAACGAGGUUAAGUUGAAUGUUUCGCCAGGUUCUUCUUUCCAUUGCACUGAACCAGGGUGGUUUAGAGUUUGCUAUGCAAACAUGGAUGACCAGAGCAUGGAAGUUGCUUUGUCAAGAAUUAGCAGAUUUGUGCUGAAGCACAAGGAAGCCGUGAAGCCAGCGAAGAAACUAUGCUGGCAAGGCAGCCUCAAACUCAGCUUUUCCUCUCGAAUAUACGACGAUCUCAUCAUGUCUCCCCGCUCUCCUAUAUCCCAAUCGCCUCUCGUUCGAGCGAGAACUUGAGCACGUUCAUGGAUCCUGACAAGGUAAAAUGGAGUGAAAAUGCAAUAGAACAAGAUGGAAAAGUAUUCUAUUUCAUUACACUCCAUAUUGCACUUGCAUCAAUAAAAUAACUUUAACACUUUCUACGCACUUGAA